Dicentrarchus labrax (European seabass) is the source of this 3822-nucleotide messenger RNA. RefSeq names its product ADAMTS-like 7 (gene adamtsl7). Gene Ontology annotation, molecular function: metalloendopeptidase activity. Gene Ontology annotation, cellular component: extracellular matrix. NCBI's taxonomy places the organism in Eukaryota, Metazoa, Chordata, Actinopteri, Moronidae. The transcript has 12 exons. Bases 586 to 2499 code for a protein of 637 amino acids. The record is from RefSeq and is a predicted model, not a curated record. Gene Ontology annotation, biological process: extracellular matrix organization.
AAGAGAGAGACAAAAGAGAGAAAGUGAUAAGCUGUGAAUAGAUUGAGCAUAUUUUUUCUAUUACCCUCAAUCCAGUCCAUUCUUACUGUGGUAUUUUUAAUUUAGAUUUUUCAUCCAUUUGUUUCCAUCAUCAGUCAAAAGGGGGAAAAAAAGGAAUAACUCAGAACAAGAAAGAAAAAUAAAGUGAAAACAAGAACUGGGUGGAGAAGCCAGAGCAAGAUCAAGAGUGAUGUGUGUCCAAAGCCUCACAAUCUUGCAUGACGAUUCACAGGGAGAGAUAUUGCUUUUGGAUAAGCUUUUAGGAUACACUACAGGAGCAUGUCCUCAUACCACAAGCACACAUCGUGAGCUGUCACAACAUUCAUACUGAGGUUCAAAACGGGUGUGACCUCAGCUAGAAACAACUUUUGAAAAAUGUGCCUACAAUUUUCAGACACUUUCUCCCAACAUUUCUCCUCACAUCCCUCCCGAAACUUUGUCUUUUUUUCCCUCCCACCCCUCAAGCAAACCCCACCUCACAAACACAACACUCCCCCAUUAAACAUGUGUGUGUAUGUGUGUGUGUGAGUGUCGCUCAGUCUCUCCAUGGAUAGAUUGUUGCAGCAGCUCUGCUCCCUGCGGCAGGGUCGAGCUCUGGCUCUCCUCCACUUCACCUCUCUCCUGUACCUAGCCUCAGGUGCUCUUCCCUGGGAUAAGAAAGCCAGCCCAUCCCCUCUGGAGGGGUUUCAGGUGGUGAAGGGGAAUUUCUCUCGGAUUUUCCUCCGUGUUGGCUACCAUAAGAUUGCAGAGAUUCCUGCAGGAGCAUGCAACAUCAGCAUACAGGAGACAAUAAAGAGCCGAAACUACCUGGCUCUGCGGACUCAGAGUGGUGUCUCCAUCAUCAAUGGCAACUGGGUAAUUGACAGGCCGGGGAUCUUUACUGCUGUGGGAACACAGCUGAUGUACCAACGACCAAAUGAAAUCCGCUCUCGCAGUGGAGAGUCCAUCACUGCACCCGGGCCGCUGGCUGAGGACCUGCAUGUUUACUUGAUCUACCAGCAGCCAGGUCCCAGUGUAUACUAUGAAUACAGCUUGCCUUUACAAAACACACACCCCACUCCUGAGCCAGAUAAACCUUCUGAUAUUCUGCCCCUGGCUAAGACAGUAGGCCCACCCCACUCAGGUGAGGAGGUCAACCAAGGCGACAACAACGACAUCAUCAAAGAGAAACCCCACCCUGACCAGGUUCCUUCUGAGCCUAGCGCGAACUCUGACCCUCAGCCCACCUACACCUGGACAAAGAAUGGGCACACAGAGUGCAGCACGACCUGUGGCACUGGGAGGCGUCAGGUACUCUGGGAGUGUGUACAGAAAGAUUCCCAGGCGACUGUUUCUGCUGACCUCUGUGACCCUGCCCUUGAACCAACAGACCGGGAAGAGGACUGCAACACUCAGUCCUGUCCUGCAUACUGGGACGUAGGGGAGUGGUCAGAGUGCAGCAGGAGGUGUGGACCUGGCACUCAGCACCGCCAGGUCAUCUGCCGCCAGGUCACUCACAUUCAUGCCAAUGGGACGGAGACAUCGGUUACCAUGGCACCAGAGCUGUGUGGGUUGUCUGACAGGCCAGUGACCAAGUCUACAUGUCAGCUGAAGAUUUGCAGCCAGUGGGAGAUACGAUCUGAGUGGAGCCCGUGUUCAGUGCCAUGUGGGGUGGGCCAGCGCAGCAGGGAGGUGGUGUGUGUGAGCAACCAGGGUGAUGUGGAGGAGGAUGAGGAGUGUAACAUGAACCUAAAGCCAGAAACACUACAGAACUGUGACAUGGGAGCCUGUGCACGCAGCUGGUUCACCUCCCUCUGGAGUCAACGGUGCUCUGCAGAGUGUGGUCAAGGCAAUCGAACCCGGACGACAGUGUGCCUGAUAGAUCAUGUGACUGAUCUCCCAUUGGACAGCUGCGAAGGGGAACGCCCACCAGAAUUGACAUUGUGUGACUCAGGCCCCUGCCAGCACCGCCUGGAGUGGUACACUGGACCCUGGGGUCAGUGUUCUGCAGAGUGCGGGAACGGCACACAGACCCGGAGUGCAGUCUGUAUUCUCAACAACAACGGUCACAUGGAGGUUGUGGACCAGUUUAAAUGUUCCAGUCUCUCUCAACCAAUCACAGCUCAGCCUUGCAGACUGAAGCCAUGUGGCAUCCAGUGGUAUGUCACAGAGUGGAGUGCAUGUUCACGCUCCUGCAAUGGUGGCUACCGCGUGCGUGAGGUGCGAUGUCUUGCCGACAACGUUGCCCCAAGCGGCAGUUGUGACCCCGGUUUGACCCCAGAGAGCCGAGAAGAAUGCAACAAACAACCUUGUUUAGCUGAGAUAAAUCCAUCAUGCAGCGACCAGUAUCAUAACUGUAUGGUGGUGGUUCAAGCCCGACUCUGCAUUUACCCUUACUACAGAAGUGUCUGCUGUGCCUCCUGCACCCGUGCCCAGAAAACAUACCCCAACGCAUUUCAAAAGAACCACAUCCGCAGGUGAUGCUGCUUCAUCACUUCGGGUCACAAUUCAGUCUUAUAAAACAGCACUGUGAACAUGAUAUCUAGCUCUGUUGUCACUCUGUGUGCAACCAAUUAACUAAUCAGCUGCUUUCUUCUGUUUUGUCAACAUGGCCACACACACACACACACACACACACACACACACACACACACACACACACACACACACACACACACACACACACACACCACCACAGCAUCAAUACAGCUGUUAGGGUGAGAUCUUGUUUCAUAAGACACCAAAGUGAAUGAAGAAUAACCUGAAACUUUCUUAAUCUCAUAAAACACACACACACACACACACACACACACACACACACACACACACACACACACACACACACACACACACACACACACACACACACACACACACACACACACACACACUUUUUUAAAGAAUGUCACCAUGUUUAGAUUGAAGUUUGAUUCUCAGUGUAACUUUGAACUGACUGGUCACAUUUGGUGAUGUACUUGUAUAUUUAUUCUUAAUAAAGGGGGUAUAACUUCUUGUAUUAUUACAGAUGUUACGGACAAUAUUUAAUUGUUUGGUGUUUUCAUUAUGUCUCAAAUCCCUGUUGUAUUGUAUUAAGAUUUUAAAUUGUUGAAAUGUAAGUGAAGUACAUCACUAAAUACAGCCUGAGUUAAAAAAAAAAAGCAAAGUAAAAUACCAUUUUUAAACGUACAAUGUGUAAUGCUGCUAGGGGGUCUCUCACAGCAAAACAAUAACAUAAGCGAAGUUUGAUGAUGUGGUGAAGUAGCGUCGACUCAUGGGAGUUGUUGUCUUCACCACCAUUGCAGUCAUUGCAGUCAGCUUAUCAGUCAAUCAUAAAAAUGUGGCUAAACACUGGAUAAAAAGUAAAUCUAUGAUAUCUUCUGGCAGAUAACCACCAUGACGACGCAUACACAAAGGGGAUAUGACGCCAUUGAGAAGCGAAGAACCCAUUCUGGGUUUGAAUGUUUUCAGUGUAUUUAUUGACUUACCUGAAGGUUUUGACUCUGUUAAUCAUGGCUAUUUCUAAACAAUUAUAUACAUAAUCAGCAGCAGUUUGUUAAUAUUCAUGAAUGGACAUCUAAUAAGGCUGUUAUAACAUGUGGGGUCCCACAGGGAUCUAUUCAUGGACCACUCCUUUUCCAUAUUUAUAUUAAUGACCUGGCUGCAGCAUCAUCCUCCAUGUACCCAGUACUUUCCAUUGGAAAUAGCCCAUUUACCCAGGUCUCAUCCACACGUUUCCUUGAAAUCCUGACUGCUGUAUGAGUCAUACUCAGUUUGUUUGCAAUAAAAUAUCCAAAUCUAUUGGUA